CAGCAGUGCCACCCACAAGUUCCGCCCACCUGUGCCCAGCAGUGCGCCACUAGCUCUGCCCACCUGUGCCCAGCAGAUCACCCACCUGUGCCCAGCAGUGCACCCACCUGUGCCCAGCAGUGCACCCACCUGUGCCACUCUGCAGUGUCACACACCUGUGCCCAGAAGUGCCACCUACCUGUGCUCAGCAGUGCCACCCACCUGUGCCCACCCACCUGUGCCACCCACCUCCCAGCAGUGCUGCCAGUCAGUGCCACCAGUCAGUGCCCAGUGGUUGUGCCAGUCAGUGCCGCCAGUCAGUGC
Messenger RNA from Staurois parvus, 303 nucleotides. NCBI's taxonomy places the organism in Eukaryota, Metazoa, Chordata, Amphibia, Anura, Ranidae. The record is from the annotation of a GenBank genome assembly.